AUGAACUCGCAACUCAUUGUGCACCAUCCAUAUCGAACAUUAUCAGAGCUUCAGCCCGAACUGUCACUCACGUCGGAUGAGGUUGCUCUUGCAUGGUCUGUGAUCAAUGAUCAUUACCUGACGGACCUACCUCUCCUAUAUGCCCCUCAUGUCAUUGCGGUCAUGGCGAUUAUUGUCGCAGUUGUCUUCAAGCCAAGUUCCGGGAAUUUCCACGGGUCUGCGGCGCCUGUCCUCACCGGCGCAAUGAGGGAUGGCGGAAUGAAUGUGCUGGCUGCAUUAGGAGACCGGACUGGUUCCGGGCCUCCUCCCAAAAUCCAGAAACUCAUCAGCUGGCUUGCUGAGAGUGAAAUCGACAUCAAAGGUGUCAUUGAGUGCACCCAGGAAUUGGUGUCUCUUUAUGAAGUUUGGGAGCAGUACAGCGAGAAGACUUGCAAGGAGCUACUUGGGCGGAUGGUCAAAACCAAAAAUUUGGACAAAUGA
Molecule: messenger RNA, 480 nt
Organism: Aspergillus fischeri NRRL 181
Lineage: Eukaryota; Fungi; Ascomycota; Eurotiomycetes; Eurotiales; Aspergillaceae
Gene: ssn8
Product: cyclin-dependent protein serine/threonine kinase regulator SSN8
Exons: 1
Coding region: 1-480 (159 amino acids)
Biological process (GO): positive regulation of transcription by RNA polymerase II
Cellular component (GO): nucleus; mediator complex
Molecular function (GO): cyclin-dependent protein serine/threonine kinase regulator activity
Source: RefSeq, a predicted model, not a curated record